Molecule: messenger RNA, 773 nt
Organism: Bipolaris maydis ATCC 48331
Lineage: Eukaryota; Fungi; Ascomycota; Dothideomycetes; Pleosporales; Pleosporaceae
Source: RefSeq, a predicted model, not a curated record
GACGCCAGUACUGGCCUCGUAGGAUCCGACGAGAGUAAGCUGCUCCGUAGGCGGCUGCAAGUGAUGGCGUGCGCGUUAUCUGAUCUGACUUGUCUUGUCUGCAGUGUGUCUGAUAAUGACGAAAUGCCAGGCUGCAUGGAGACCGCAGCGAAGCUCGUCUUUUUCUUUCUCACUGGUGCUACCAAACUCCAACGAUUGAGCCUAGCAUUCGGAAGACUUGUUGAUGGCUAUCUUCAACCAACGUACGGGAGCCGAGAGAGAGCAGGCGAAAGGCUCCAUGGCGCUACUUUCACAUCUUAUUCGUCACUCGCGUCGGAAUCAGAUCUGCAACAUCGAACUGGAGAUAGCGACCGAUCGGAAUACAUUGAUGGGUUUUCUGCUUGUGCACAAGGAUACGCUUCGCCGUCUCACACUCGUACGCACGUCUCUCGUACGACUGGGAGACUAUCAAAACACGUGGGAGCCAACUCUUACAGAAAUUGGGCAACGCCUUUGCCUAGAGUUCCUCAGUCUCUCGACCCUCUGUGACACUAUACAAGACUGGGCGCCAGGUGUUUGUAGACGCAUGCUGUUCGAUAUAAAGGAUGACGUAUGGCAAAGCAAAGAAAGCGAGUUUGAAGCAUACCACAGCGCAGUAGUCGCGCGCGUACUUCGAGGGGAAGUAAUCGAUUCGCUCUAGACGCAUACUGCGGAGGCAUGAUUACAAAGUUAGUUAAUAUAGUUCUAUGGCGAUCCUCGCGCCUAAAGAAGGUACUUCCACACAAUAUGCUAAA